Molecule: messenger RNA, 447 nt
Organism: Bipolaris zeicola 26-R-13
Lineage: Eukaryota; Fungi; Ascomycota; Dothideomycetes; Pleosporales; Pleosporaceae
Exons: 3
Coding region: 1-447 (148 amino acids)
Biological process (GO): proteasome-mediated ubiquitin-dependent protein catabolic process; protein polyubiquitination
Cellular component (GO): nucleus
Molecular function (GO): ubiquitin conjugating enzyme activity
Source: RefSeq, a predicted model, not a curated record
AUGUUCGCAUCCAAACGGCUAGGCAAGAUGCAUGAGAAGCUUCCGCCAGGCAUAACACUUGUUCAAGCUGACGACUUCCAAACCUGGCUCAUGGACAUCAAAGUCAUGGACUCGAAUCCCAUCUACGAAGGCGAAACAUACCGCUUGAAGUUCAGUUUUAGCCCGCAGUAUCCUAUCGAGGCCCCCGAAGUCGUAUUCGUCCGCGAUGAAACUCAUCCGAUACCCUGGCACCCGCAUAUCUACUCCAACGGCAUCAUCUGCCUCGACCUGCUAGACCGCUCUGGCUGGUCUCCCGUACACAACGUGGAGAGCGUAUGUGUGAGCUUGCAGAGCAUGCUCACGAGUAACACGAAGAAGGAAAGACCUCAGGGAGACGAUAACUUCGUAAGGUACAACACCCAGAGGCCAAGGGACAUCAGCUUUGUGUUCCACGACGAGAAAGUUUGA